Messenger RNA from Eurytemora carolleeae, 1579 nucleotides. RefSeq lists its product as uncharacterized. The transcript has a single exon. The record is from RefSeq and is a predicted model, not a curated record. The coding region runs from base 224 to 1579 and encodes 451 amino acids. NCBI's taxonomy places the organism in Eukaryota, Metazoa, Arthropoda, Copepoda, Calanoida, Temoridae.
UGCUAGUAUGUUCCCAGCUUAAGUUGAACCUCCUCCCACCAGUGAACUCAGUGAACAGUGUAUCUACCUACUAUCUAUAUUCAAUAUGGCGACCAAUGUUUGAAACUAUUUACACCGUAUGUGUUAACACAAUCUAAUAUCUGAUGAACAAGGUUUAUGAUGACUGGCGGGAUAGUGAUUAGAAAUAAAAAUAGAAAACAAUUCCCCUGUUGUCAAUAUCAGAAUGGCUGAGAUUCCCGGAGAAAAAAAGAAAUAUGGCGAGAAAGAGAAAAACACCGCUACAUUGUCAAAAAUAAGCAACGCAAUAAAAGGGUCCGAGAAGCUCGAUGUUGAGGGAACUGACCUUCUGGAGCUUCUCAGUCAUCUAGAAGGAGAGCUUCAGGCCCGAGAUGUAGUAAUUGCUGCUCUCAAAUCUGAACAACUAAAGACAGUAUUAUAUGGGUGCUAUAGCGGGCAUGUUAAACAUGACAGCCCCAGCUCUGCACUUCAAAGAGAUAAACAAUUUGUUCCAGAUGCAAAUCAGUUAGAAGAAGAUCUUCAGAUCGCAACCUGCACCGCAGAAUCUCAAAUAGCAGCUCUGCAAAAUGUUAUUGCCCGACAAAGAGUUGCAACUGUUAAAAUUGCGUCUUGUUUGCGCGAAAGUGAACGACAACGAUCUCAACUUGUUCAAGAGUUACAUGAAGAAAAGAGUAAACAUGAACGAGACACAGCCCAGGGUGAUGAUAUAACAUAUGAGCUUGAAAAAGACCGAAUAAGGUUGAAGCAAGAACUUGAAAAUGAAAUCCUAGAGAAGCAACGGUUAGAAGAAGCUGUGAAAGACGCUGCGGCUAGACAAGAAGAAGAGAAAACCAAACAGAAACAAAUAGUAUUAGUUCUACUCUCUGACAGGAAAAAGUUGCACAAGCUCUACCUAGAGGAGAAGAAGAGAAGCGAGGAUUUAGCUCAGAUGUUGCAGGAGGAGAAAACUAGGAUGGAUACCAUGGCAGCUGGACUAGAGGAGGAGAGCAAACGAUCCUUGGCUAUGGAAGCAGAGCUUGAGAAACAUUUAUCACAGUUUGGAUCAGAGCGUCAACAGUUCAAGGAUAAACUAACUGCUGAUGAACGAAGGUAUAGAGACCUAGAAGAUGCAUUAAGAAAGGCGAGGGCGGAUGUUGAGCAUUUUAAGAAACAACUGUCGGAAGCGCAUAGGGUUGCGAUGAACCAGGCGUCUCCUCCUCCUCCCUACCCUGGAAGCAAUCUUGUAACCCAACCUGUCUCCGUAUCUCCUACUCCUCUGUCUACCCUGAACCGACCUGUAGCUACCCAACCCUACUCUACCUACUCCAACUAUUCAACCUACGCCCAGAUCGGUCACGUGAACUCCACCCCUGCCACCUCCAUGGUGGGCGGAACCCAGGGAUAUCCUCCUCAGGCCGGAUCAGUUCCUCGAACCCUCCCCGCCUCAGUCAAUACUAGCCGAGCUACUCAGGGUAACCCAGUGGUAAGAUCCCUAUCAGGAAAUAUCGGAAACCAACCAACAGUAGUUCAACAUAACCAAACAAUUACUCCUAAAUUUCACCCGGUAUAUAUAUUUGAUUAG